Acanthoscelides obtectus is the source of this 2182-nucleotide messenger RNA. Lineage: Eukaryota; Metazoa; Arthropoda; Insecta; Coleoptera; Chrysomelidae. The record is from the annotation of a GenBank genome assembly.
GUCUUUUUAGGUUGCUAAUGCAAGUUGGAGAUUAUGUUUUUGAGGUAAACUAUGUCGAGAACCCACCUGGACCACAAUUGCAGUGUGAAGAACGUUUGGAAAAUUUCCGGUGUCAACAUAGUUUAUCUACACACCAGAAAACCAAACAUGGUCCAGAAGUAUUGGACAACAAAAAUACUACAAGGAGAAAACUGUACGAAUGCGAUCUGUGUAAGCGUGAAUUUAUCUCUGGAGAACUACUGAAGAAACAUCACAAAUUGGUACACCCGAAAGGCCACAAGUACUUUUGUGGACAUUGUGGAAAAGGCUUCAACCUGAAACGAAAACUGUGUCAUCAUAUACAAAGAAAACAUAUACGCGAUAGCUAUUGUAAAGAAGAAGAGGAAGAAACAAUAACAGAGGAAGUUUUGAUAGAGAUUGUAGCUGAACCUGAAAAGAAACCAGACAAAUUGCCUGAGUUCGAGGAAAUGUUUGAAAUGUACAUUGCAGAUGAUCAAAAUUCCAGCCACAUUUGUGAUGUAUGUGGCAAGGUAUUUUUAUCAUUAACGAAGCUCAGGGAGCACAUGGAUUCGCACAUUUUCCAAUGCGACAUCUGCUAUCAAGCAUUCGAUGCUGUAGAUGAUUUAGCAACUCACAAAAGAUCGCAUAAUGACGAAAAACUAUUGUUUUGUAUGAUAUGUGACCUGCCUUUUAAAGCUAAAGCGCUUCUGAUUAGCCAUAUGAGGGGAUGCAAGAAAGUGACGUCCUAUGAAUGUAAAUUGUGUCCUAGGCUAUUUUUAUCCUCUUCCGACUUGAAAGAACAUUUUUCCGUGCAUAUGGCCGAGGAGCCGUUCGUAUGUGUAAUUUGUGAUAAACGCUUCAAACAGAAAAAACAUCUCACUGAACAUAUGAAAAAAUAUAAGAACGAGACGCCUAGUGAUAAACAAGUAAAACAUAAUAAGCGCCUUAAUUCCGUAUCGGAAGAUUCUCGUUCACGUACGGCUGAGAAACCUUAUGUUUGUUUGAUAUGCGACAUGCGUUUCAAACAAAAAGAUUAUUUCAUUGACCACUUGAAACGACACAAGAGUGAGACACUCAAUGAACCUGAUUUAUCUGAUCGUAUCGAACCGUCCAAGGAAUCUGUCAUAAAAUGCCAUCUCUGCUCGUUAUCCUGCAGUACCGACAAGACACUUAGCAGGCACAUGCAAAUAAUGCACGUACCUCGAGUUUGCGAUAUCUGUGGCAAGGUAUUGAGUUCGAUCCCGAGCCUCAAAACUCAUAAAAAAACUGUACAUUCCGACGAUAAACCGUUUGCUUGCCAAUUCUGCGAUAAGCGAUUCAAGCAGAAAUCUUAUCUUUCUCUCCACUUGAAGACGCACACUGACGACAGGCCUUUCGCUUGCCAAGUGUGCUCUAGGCGAUUCAUCACCAUGUCGAAUUUUAAAAAGCACAAAUGUCGUGGAUCGCCUGACGACGGCAAUGACGGGACAAGCGUAGACGAAAAUGUCGAUAGAGAGUACAAAUGUCCAUUCUGUGCACAAAUGUGCGAUUCCAAAAAGGCGGCUGAAGCACAUAUAGCGAGCGAUCACAAUUACAUUUGCGAGAUAUGCGGCAAAACGUUGACUUGCGUAUCCGGUCUCAAAGGACACAUAAAAGACGUGCACGAAAGGGUGAAGCCCUUCCCGUGUACGUUUUGUCACUAUCGUUUUACCAGCAAAUAUAGACUUACGCGUCAUAUGAGAACCCACACUGGUGAAAGACCUUUUGUCUGUGGAGUGUGCUCCAAAGGUUUUAUUACCAACUCCAAGUUGAAGGAUCAUAAAUGCCGCGGGCCAUCGAAAGAAGUCGAAGGCGUCGUUGCUGAAGUUAUUGAAGCAAAGGAAAUUCAACAACUAGAUUCGGAUUUAUCAAAUUAGUUUUCUAAGGGUUGGGAUAUGUGAAAUAUUUUUGAAUAAAGCUCUCCAGGAAUUUGUGUUUUAUUCAUCAGUACAGGAAUCAAAGAUAGACAAAAUUUGGCAGAAAGCAGAAUCGAAAGUUGCGCCUAUGACACAAACUCGACCAAUGAGAAGGGGUUUCUAAUGUACGAGGGUUGAUUCAAAAAUGAGGUUCCCGGGCACAAGGAAUUUUUUAUUUGAAAAAACGAAUUUAUAAUAAUAAUUAUAUAUAUAUAUACUUAUAUAAUAAUAAAGACAAAACAAGUUGC